AUGAUGUCAGCCGGUCCCCAUCACUCAGUGCCCAUGACGCAGGCCCAGAUCCAUCAGCAGCAGCAGCAGCAGCAGGCCGCUCUCCAGCUGGCCAAGCUGAGGAGUCGCAAGCCCACCGACAAGUCGCUCCCCGAGGGCGUCGAGGAAACGCUCGUCGGCGACGGCGAUGUGGCCCUGGCCUACAAGAACCUCCGCGACUUUGAGCGCCGCCUCGAUGCUACCAUGACGCGCAAGAGACUGGACAUCGUUGACUCGGUGAGCCGAAACGCAAAGCGGUAUAAGACACUGCGCGUCUGGAUCAGCAACACCGUCGAGGACCAAUUCUGGCAAAUCAACAGCAUCAAUGCCGACACGUUUGACUUCUCGGCUAACAACGAAUCGUCAUAUCGCGUCAAGAUCGAGGGCCGCCUGCUCGAUGACGAAGACGACACGGACAAGGACGAAGACGAGGCCAAGGCGGGCAACGACACGGAUGGCGACAAGAUGGAGACAGAUAGUCCAAGCCUACCCAAGGUCAAGCCUGUCUCGGCCAAACCGGGCCAGCGCUACCGCUUCUCCCACUUCUUCAAGGCCCUGACGGUUGACUUUGACCGUCCAAAGUCGGGACGUCCCAGCGCAGACACGAGCGUUGAGUGGAAGAAGCCCGACCGGACGCCGCCAGGGUCUAACCUACCCGCCGCGGCCGACUUUGACGAGCUCACCUUCAAGAGGAAUGGGGACGAGAAUGCUAACAUCACCAUCAACCUUUACCGCCACGAAGACCCCGAGCGCUUCGAACUCAGCCCCGAGCUUGCCGAGAUUAUCGACAUGAACGAAGCCACGCGCCAGGAAGCCGUCAUGGGGCUGUGGGAAUACAUCAAGCUCAUGAAGCUGCAGGAGGACGAGGAGAAGAGGAACUUUAGAUGCGACGAGCUCUUGAAGAGGGUGGUUCAACGAGAUUCCGGCUUUAUUCCGGCGCUCAACGACUACAUUGCGCCGCACCUGAAGACGCUCCCACCGGUCAGGCUGGCGUACACGAUCCGGGUGGACGAGGAGUUCCACAAGGACCCCAACCCGACCAUCUACGACAUCCGCGUGGCCGUCGACGACCCGCUGCGGGCCAAGCUGGUGCCCUUCAUCCACAACCCGCAGUACGCAUCCAUGCUCAAGGACGUGGCACUGCUCGACGACCAGCUGGCGACGCUGGUGCAGGCCGUCGCCCAGUCCAAGGCCAAGCACGCCUUCCUAGCCUCGCUGACCCAAGACCCCGUCAACUUUGUCCGCAAUUGGCUCAGCUCCCAGAAGCGCGACCUCGAGGUCAUCAUGGGCGAGGCCCCCCGCGGCGGCGGCGAGGACGCCACCGGCGACGAGUGGCGCAAGGGCGGCCGCGAGAGUGUCUGGAACACGACUAAUGCCCGCGAGAGCGUUAACGUCCUGCUGUCCAAGCACCCCAUGCACCGGUGA
Lasiosphaeria miniovina is the source of this 1443-nucleotide messenger RNA. RefSeq lists its product as uncharacterized. The transcript is spliced from 3 exons. Gene Ontology annotation, biological process: regulation of transcription by RNA polymerase II. The record is from RefSeq and is a predicted model, not a curated record. Gene Ontology annotation, cellular component: nucleus; SWI/SNF complex. Bases 1 to 1443 code for a protein of 480 amino acids. Lineage: Eukaryota; Fungi; Ascomycota; Sordariomycetes; Sordariales; Lasiosphaeriaceae.